This is a messenger RNA of Amphiprion ocellaris (clown anemonefish), 1568 nucleotides long. It is a transcript of the gene nme5, whose product is annotated as NME/NM23 family member 5. Bases 812 to 1447 code for a protein of 211 amino acids. Gene Ontology annotation, biological process: GTP biosynthetic process; UTP biosynthetic process; CTP biosynthetic process. NCBI's taxonomy places the organism in Eukaryota, Metazoa, Chordata, Actinopteri, Pomacentridae. Gene Ontology annotation, molecular function: nucleoside diphosphate kinase activity. The record is from RefSeq and is a predicted model, not a curated record. The transcript has 5 exons.
AAUUGAUGGUUCUAAUACAUGCAAAAGGUUAUCAGAGAUAAAACUUUAGCACACUUUGUAUAACACUGGUGGGAAAUUGGACCUUUGUCUUAGAUCUUGAAGAUACUUAACCUCUCAUCCAAAAGACUUCUUUGAGAUGAAAGGCAUUCAAGACCAAAAAAAUUAAGAAAUCCUGUAGCUUUGUACAGAAGCUCUUAGAAUUACCAGCAGAGACGACAAUUAAUUACAAACUCUAGCAUGCAUCUGCAAAAAUAUAGUUGAGCAAAGAAAAAUAAAACGGAUUAUUAAAAAAUGUGAAAUUUGAUUUACAAGAAAUAUCAAAUUUAGAUGUUAAACGUGAUAGGACAAAAUAACGGAUAGCUGAGUUUGUCAGCACGAAGUGUGUAAACAAAUUGAAGUAACAAGGUGCUCUCAUACGCUGGCUGCAACAUAUUGCGGUAAUUCAUGUAUAAAACUAGUGACUAAAGAAAAUAUGUUGAUGUGACUGAUGUGACCUUGGACAUGUAUUUGCCUGAAAUUUAGGCGUUGAUAAAUUUCUAAUUGUCCUGCUUGGGAUGCCGUAGUCAUACAACAGUAUCCUAGCAACCAGAAUACAGACCUGCUGAACGUGAGACGGUGGUUUAAACACCAGGUAGCAGCUUUUUGGAAAAACUGACAAAUUUAAGCUACAAAUAACUAUCCGCGAAACGUAGCGUUUCGUGUAACCCCGGUGUUGCUAAUAAAUACUACCAGUGUUUCGUUUGACGGGUUCCAUCGUAAUUGUAGCAACAGGUUACAUUAGCUUGUAGCUAAUGUUAACAUUCAAGGGCAGAUGGAGCAAACGUCACACCCUCGUAUUUAUGUAGAAAGAACACUGGCCAUUAUUAAACCAGAUGCCAUUCACAGAGCUGAGGAGAUUCAAUAUACCAUCCUCAAGACGGGCUUUAUCAUCCUGCAGAAGCGGAAUGUGCAGCUAAGUCCAGAGCAGUGCAGCGACUUCUACGCAGACCAGUAUGGAAAGCUCUUCUUUCCCAACUUGACAGCCUUUAUGAGUUCUGGCCCCAUCAUGGCCUUGACACUGGCUCGUGACAAUGCUGUUGCCCACUGGAAGUCCAUCAUAGGCCCUGCCAGUAGCACCAAGGCCAGAGAAACUCACCCAGAAUGCCUUAGAGCAAAAUAUGGCACUUCCGACCUGAAAAACGCACUACAUGGCAGCGAAUCAUUUCACGCAGCUGUGAGGGAGAUCAAAUUCAUGUUUCCAAACUCUGUAAUUGAGCCGUUUCCCUCAAGAGAAUCAACCGAAGAAUACCUGAGCAGGUAUGUAAACCCAGUUCUGCAAUGUGGCCUUACCGAGCUCUGCAAGGAAAAGCCGCUCAACCCCUGUAUUUGGCUUGCUGACUGGCUGAUUAAAAACAAUCCAAACAGUCCUCAAAUAUGUGAUGGAGUCAUUGUAGAAGAACAAGAGUGACAAGAGAGGAACAGGGGGGAAAAAGAAAGAUUAAAAAAUAAUACACAUUUCUGUUUUAUCUUUUUUGAAAAAUUUAUUUGUUCAGGGCUACAAUGAAAUAAAAUGUAUUUUCAAGACUGUU